AUGCUACAGGCCUUGCGCUGGAGGGGCGCAAGCCUUACACGUACCCUCAUCGUCAAUCAGAGACUGCCGACUGCGUCUACGUCCAGGCCGACAUACUUCGCAUACCGACUCCUUACCCCAACUCAGGGCGGCACAUCGACGCGCGCCUUCUCGAGUUCCACGAGCGAUGCUUCGUCCACCUCAAAACCAGAAUCGAAAAAUGCAAGUCGAACAACCGGUUCGCAGAGGUCACUCGCGCAAGAGCAGACCCUGGAGUGGGAGGAUAAGGUCAACUAUAAUGUGGUAGACAAGUUCAGCGACCUGCCCUACCGGCACUUGGGGUACAACCAGCACAUGAUCAUCAACGAGGAGUUCAAAAAGGCCCUAGGCGACAUCGUCAAGUCCUUCCAAGCGCCCAUUAUAUACGCCUUCGCAUAUGGCUCUGGAGUUUUCCCACAGUCAAAGCUCCUCGGGAAGGCACCUAGUGACGAGCUCCUCCGAUCAGUACACACAAAGCCGGAUCCGGCAAUCGUGCGCGCCCAGGGAGAGAGCCCCAAGAUGAUCGACUUCAUCUUUGGUGUUUCCCACACCCAGCACUGGCACUCUCUCAACAUGAGGCAGAACCGUCACCACUACAGCGCAGUGGCAAGCCUCGGCUCUGGGUUUGUUAGCCGUGUUCAGGAUCGCUACGGCGCUGGCGUCUACUUCAAUCCAUAUGUGAACGUGAACGGGACGCUGAUUAAGUACGGCGUUGUAAACGUCGACACGCUCUGCCGGGAUCUGACCGAGUGGGAUACGCUGUAUCUCUCUGGGAGGCUGCACAAGCCCGUCAAGAUCAUCCGCGACAACGCGCGGGUCCGGCUGGCAAACCAGACAAACCUGGUCGCGGCCAUCCGGACCGCCCUGCUCAUGCUCCCCGAAGAGUUCACAGAGCAGGAGCUCUACUCGCUGAUUGCAGGUCUCAGUUACCUGGGUGACCCACGAAUGCGCUUCCCCACCGAGAACCCGCGCAAGGUCGGCAAUAUUGUCAACAACAACAAGAUACACUUCCGCAACCUCUACGCACCUCUCAUCCGCGUGCUUCCCAACGUGAGGUUUUUGGUUGACGAUCCCGAGACGGCCGACCCAGCUCAGGAUCUGCGCAUGAGGCAGGCAAUGUCGGACGAGACACGUGGCAAUAUGGUGCGCAGACUACCUAAGCAGUUCCGGUCAAGGGUCUACUUCCAGUAUCAAAAGAAGUGGCAGAUCUCGCGGGCGGACUUCAAUGCAGCCACCGAGAACCUACACACGGAGGAAGGUGGCAUCACCUUUGGGACCCGGCUUGGUGGCGAGUUCGACCAGCGCAUCGCCAAGGACGACGAGGCCGAGCGUCGGGAGAUCUUGAGGGCCGUCAUCAAGCAGACCACCAGCUGGCCCAGCACUGCGCAGUCACUGAAGGGCAUCGUCAUGUCCGGGUUCGGCAGGUCUUGGCGGUACUUAGGCGAGAAGAUGUCCAAGUACCGCGAGGGCAAGAAGCCUCUGCCGGCACCGGAGACUGAUGGCGGGAAAUCCGAUCCCAAAAGCAUUUCGAGCUCAAGUAGCGAGUCCCUUUCGGAAGAAAAGACCCAAGACGCGCACAAGCCCAAAUCCCAGUGA
Molecule: messenger RNA, 1614 nt
Organism: Pyricularia oryzae 70-15
Lineage: Eukaryota; Fungi; Ascomycota; Sordariomycetes; Magnaporthales; Pyriculariaceae
Product: mitochondrial import protein mmp37
Exons: 2
Coding region: 1-1614 (537 amino acids)
Biological process (GO): CDP-diacylglycerol biosynthetic process; cardiolipin biosynthetic process
Cellular component (GO): mitochondrion
Molecular function (GO): phosphatidate cytidylyltransferase activity
Source: RefSeq, a predicted model, not a curated record